AUGGUCGCGUUGUUACUCUCCCUACUCACCACGACGACCUUACUCUUUCUCUUCUCAUACUUUUUUUACCGUUAUUCUCUCUACUCGACUGCCAAAAAGGCACGACUAGAGAAUGUUGCGCAACGUGAUGAAGGAAUCCUACGGGAUAGGAGCAUCUUAUUGGUAAUUGCGCACCCAGACGACGAAUGUAUGUUUUUUGGACCUACCCUAUUGUCUUUGAGUGAAAGAAAUGAUAUCAUGAUUUUAUGUUUAUCGUCUGGAAACGAGCAAGGCUUAGGGGAAGAAAGGAAAAUAGAAAUAGAACAAAGUUGUCGGGUGUUCGGUAUAGAUGAAUCACUUGUGAAUGUUGAAGAACACCCUGCUUUACAGGAUAAUCCGAAAGAGUUAUGGAAUACCGCGGUAAUAACUGACAUUCUUAAAGAAUACGUCGAAAAAAAUGGAAUUGACACGAUCAUAAGUUUCGACGAGCGGGGUGUUUCAGGGCAUUUGAAUCAUAUUGCCGCUUUUCAUGGAGCAAAUCAAUUAAUAGCUUCUUAUGGUAAUCAGACGACGGACGUACAUUUUUAUAAACUCAAAACGGUGAAUAGAUUUCGAAAGUAUAUUUCUCUACUAGAUUUGCCAUACGCUUAUUACAAAUUUUACAUUGCAAAGAAAUGUUCAAAAAACCAACAAACACUAGCACAAAUUCAAAAAAUAUCCAAUGGCAAUGGUUUUCAUUAUUCUCAACCUAACAAGAAUACUAAAAAACCAAGACCGGUGUCAACAGCAUGGAAAAGAAAAUCCUUAUUAUCCGUUUCACCACCAUUAACCAAAGUGCCAGAUUGUUUAUUAUUUGUUUCUUCACCAGAACAAUAUAAACAAACUCUUGAUGCUAUGAAAUGUCAUAAAACACAACUUGUUUGGUUUCGGCGAUUAUACGUAAAGUUCUCUCGUUAUAUGAUCAUUAACAAUUUAGAAAGAGUCAAAUAA
This is a messenger RNA of Ambispora gerdemannii, 969 nucleotides long. The record is from the annotation of a GenBank genome assembly. NCBI's taxonomy places the organism in Eukaryota, Fungi, Glomeromycota, Glomeromycetes, Archaeosporales, Ambisporaceae.